AUCACUGUAGGAUACCGGCGAAAUCUCACAGGAGAGAAUGUGAUCGGUGGAAGUAGAAGAAAAUAGAGAUAUUUUGCAGAGGGGAAGGCGGACACGGACGUGCGGAAAGCCCAUGGCUAAACGUUUCCACCAUUUUCUCCCACGCAACUCUCGCACGCUUCCCACAAUUCAUACUCGCUAUUUAUAGUAAUACCUCUCUCUCCUCAUUAUUUAGCUUUCUCGUCUCCAACCUCUCUCUUUCCUUUUUCGUAAACAAUGGAGCUUGAAUGAAAGGUCGCAGAAAACUUAGAUUUUGUUAGUAUUUUCUUAUGUUCAGAGCUCUUUUCAAUGGCGCUAUGUGGAAUUGGUUGGGUUCCAAGGGUGGAACGUGUUGAAAUAGUGUAUUUUAGUGGGAAUUUGUCAAAAAGACUGAUCAGAUCCAGUCCCAUACGUUUGAUUGGGAAGUCCUCUAGCUCGAAUCAGAGACAAUUUUUGGGUGUACGGUGCUCAUCAGCAAGAAAAGCUGUAUCAUCGAUGGAAUCCGAAGAAAAUGCUCGGAGUGCUCUAUUGGAUUCUGUGGAGGAAGAACUGGAGCAUGUUACGAGGUUCAAGAUAUCCGAUUUUAAGAUUCUUGAUUGUGUUAGCAUUGGCCUUGGUGGACGGGCCGAUGAGAUAAUUUUUGAAGCCUCAGUGAAGAAUGCUAAAAGCCCUCUGUAUGAUUCAAGAGUUGUUCUUCGACGGCUUACUACUGUUCAAGCCCAGCGCAGAGGAAAAAGAGCUAUUCAGGUGUUGAAGAAGCUAAUUCGUCGGAGACUUAUGUACCAUUCUUACUCAGUACAAGUUCAUGGUUACAUUUCUUCACCUACAAGUAGUGGUCGAGGUUCGUUUACCCUGGUCCAUGGGUAUCAUGGCAGUUUCUCCUUAAGACAUUGGCUUCAACAGUCAGAUUGGCUUCCGACCCUUGAAGCUACUCUUGUAUUGGAUGAAGAGUCUGUUAGGAGGGUGGGAGAUGACACAGUAGGAGGGCCGGCAGUUAGUCGGCAAUUGCGCCUUUUUCGAAUAUUGAUGAGGGAUCUUUUGAUUGGAGUGAAUUACUUGCACAGCCAUGGACUUGCCCAUACAGAGUUGAGGCUGGAGAAUGUGCACAUAAGCCCAGUGGAUAGGCAUAUUAAAGUAGGAAUAUUGGGAAAUGCUGCUGACUUUUAUGAGAACAGUUCGAAUUCUAGUGCUCUGGACAACAACUUGGAUAGGCGACAAAUGAUGAUUGCAUUUGACAUGAGAUGUGUUGGAUUUAUGAUGGCAAAAAUGGUGUUGCGGGAACUCAUGGAUCCCUUAAUCUUUACGAAGUUCAAAUCAUUUCUCAUGAAGGGAAAGGAUCCUUCAUGCUUGCGUGAAUUUCUUCUGAAAGUCCUUGGUAGGAAUUCCCCAUUGGGAAAUACUGGACUCCAAAUACUGGAUAGGAAUUGGGGUGCAGGUUGGAACCUUUUGUCCUCAUUGCUUGCAACCAAACCUUCCAAACGAAUAAGUUGUUUAGAUGCUCUUAGACACCCUUUUCUUUGUGGUCCAAGAUGGCGGGUAGUCCCAUCCAUGGAUAUAAUCAGAUGGGGUCUUGGUUCUACUGCUGUAAGGAUUACUGAGGAAUACAUUUAUGGCCAACAUCAGCGUAGUAGGCUUUCCUACUUCAUCGAGUUGAUGGAAAUGCUGAAUCCUAACUCAAAGCCAAAGAACUGGCUGGACUUGCUUCCUGGAAAAUGGCGGUUAGUGUACUGUACUGGGAGGCACAUAGGCUUGACGCUCCGCCAGCCUCCUGCCCGAGUCCUCAUUGGUGACGUGCACCUGAGUGUGUCAAGAGCAUCAAAGUUGAACACCAAUCUGUCAUUCACCUCAGACAUUGGAUUCACAGUCAUGAUUGGUCGGGUUUGGCCCCAUGACAAGACUGGCAUAAUUGGGAAAUUGCAAGUAGACUCGUUAUUCAGAUUAACUGCCGGAAGACGGCUGUAUCUUAAGGAAGAAAAGACCAAAGGAAACUUCACCAUGGGUCCAUCAAAUGUUCAAGAUUCUCUGGCUAAGAAAUUAGCAGGUAGAAAAUGGAGGAAAGCAAUCCCUUUUAAGGAGUUUCCAUCAAGCCUUCCAGUGGCCAAACUUGCUUCAGGAGACGUCGAGGUGAUAAUGAAUCUUGGUGAUCCAUUGAAUCAAGAUGUCGAUACUGCAAGAAACAUAGUGCAGGAAGUUCGGACACUACUCCCACCUGAAAUGUUUGAUUUGUCAAAGCUUGUAUGUGGAACAUAUGUGGACUCCAGGCUGCUAGUCCUGCGUGGGGUGAAUGGAUCAGCCCUCCUAUUCACAAGGUCUUGUGUCGAUGAAAGCAGUAGAUAACACUACUGUUGUUUAAGUGUAAAUAUCUGUUGUCUCAUCUGAUUUUCUUAUUCUGUAAUUAAUUCUUUUUUUCACUGCUAAAAGAAAGGGAAUGACUGAGAGCUACUCUCAAUUGCCACUGUCAA
Molecule: messenger RNA, 2480 nt
Organism: Juglans regia (Persian walnut)
Lineage: Eukaryota; Viridiplantae; Streptophyta; Magnoliopsida; Fagales; Juglandaceae
Product: probable plastid-lipid-associated protein 14, chloroplastic
Exons: 14
Coding region: 328-2355 (675 amino acids)
Biological process (GO): protein phosphorylation
Molecular function (GO): protein kinase activity; ATP binding
Source: RefSeq, a predicted model, not a curated record